AUGACGAUCAGCGUUAGGGUACCAACGCGGAGCACUGCCCUGAACCACACCCUGCCUUGGACCAGUCAAGAGGAGUCAAUCUCAUCGCUGCGUCACACAAGCGACAGCAUGGCAGAGCCACGGGCAGCAGCAGCAGCAUCAGCAGCAGCAGGGGUGGCAGUGCAGCCAGUUAGUGGCGAGUGGGUUGGAGGCGGGCAGGAGAGGCGUGGGAGGCAGAGCACAGCAGCGGAGGAGGAGGUGUAG
Messenger RNA from Closterium sp. NIES-65, 243 nucleotides. The record is from the annotation of a GenBank genome assembly. Lineage: Eukaryota; Viridiplantae; Streptophyta; Zygnematophyceae; Desmidiales; Closteriaceae.